AUGUCUUACGUAGGACCCCGCGGUGUCUGGGUAUUAUUCGCUUGUUCAUGCGAGGGUGGGGGUGAUUUAAUACAAGUAGGGGAGGGCGAAUAUGUGGAAAUCGUAGUAAAGCAGCAAUCGAGAAUUUGUACGCAUUGCAAUCAGAAUGAAGCAAAUGGCACGUACACUUCAAUCAAGAGGGCCUUUAAUAAAGAGGCAGAAAUGAUCACCAAGGCUUACUUUGAAGCUUUCGACAAUCUGGGCCGCUGGGGAUUAAGACCAAAAGGAGAAGGCCAUGAGGAUAUUCGUAUCAGUGGAAGAGUUUGCUGGAUUAGGAGGUUACAAGAAGGCUUGACGGAUGCCGAACGGAAUCAGCCUGGUUUCGUGAAACUGGGUAGCAAUCAAACAGUUCCGAGACCGGAGUUUCGUUUUGGAGGCCAAGCUCCUGCCUUUUUGCCUCGAAUAGGUACUUCCAAGCGGCGACAUGAGUAUUUGAGCAAUAUUCGAAACGCCCAAACAAAAAUAUACUACAAAGCUGCAAAAGCUCAGGCCGAUCUAGAAGCAAAGGGAUUUAUGGCUCUAGGCGAGUUUAUCAAGGUAACUGAGAAGAAAAAGGAGAAACGCAUCAAGAGCGAUGACUACAUCGAAAUGGUUCCAAAUUGGGAUUUUUUGAAAGUGACAGAUCGACCUGUCGUCGAUCUCGUAAAUAUAGUAUGGGAAUGGAAAGGCGGGAAUUUUGUGCAAGUUGAGGGAAUGGGAGUGCGGGUUCCCUCAGUGAUAGUCAUGGGGUGA
Molecule: messenger RNA, 771 nt
Organism: Sclerotinia sclerotiorum 1980 UF-70
Lineage: Eukaryota; Fungi; Ascomycota; Leotiomycetes; Helotiales; Sclerotiniaceae
Exons: 1
Coding region: 1-771 (256 amino acids)
Source: RefSeq, a predicted model, not a curated record